Sphaeroforma arctica JP610 is the source of this 817-nucleotide messenger RNA. RefSeq lists its product as hypothetical. The transcript has a single exon. Lineage: Eukaryota; Ichthyosporea; Ichthyophonida. The annotation marks the transcript as partial. The record is from RefSeq and is a predicted model, not a curated record.
CCGGCGAAGUAAGUUCAAAAAGGGCGAAGGAGUCCCCGAGCUCAAACCAGGACAGACGUUUCAUCACGGCAGGGGCAAUGUCAUGCCUCUGCCACCCCAGCAGCCACAUUAUCUGAGCGAGGCUGAGAAUGAUUCUCCCAACACUGAGGAGCAUACGAAUACGUAUACACGUACUCCAUCACAUUCACGGACACAUAGUGGUAGAGAUACCAAUACCAUCGCUACAACCACCAUAAAUCCUCGUACGGUACGGGACAAGCCCACUCCAGCCAUGGGCGAACAUACAACCAGAGGUGUACAAGCACCUAGGUAUGAAACAUAUACUGAUGAAGAGGAUGCUGAAGCAGUGGCUCAGGCGGAGAGAAUAGACUUCGCGACCGAAUUGAUCAGUGAGUAUGCCAGCCGGGGGCUGCUGAGUUUCGAUGAGAAGCUCACACACAAGCAGCAAGUGCGUGCGAUUAAAAGCCUUACGAACUCGUUGCCGCACCUGGAAUUCACGCGAUGGUCCGAUGUCCCCAUGAUAUUGGGUAGCAAGUACAGCCGUCAAACUCCGGGUGUUCUGGAGGUCCCUUUUAAUUUCUCACGCGCUGGCUUCCGCAGUUACUUCUUCAAGAACAUAGACAGCAUAGUCCAGGAGAUGGUGGAAAACACGUGACAGCGAUGUAUAUAUAUACAGACUAAGCAUUACCUGUAUUGAACUUCUCAUGCUGACCUUGGUGGUAGUCUACCACAAACGUUCGGCUGACCGAUUUGAGUCACCCCCAUUCAGCUUAACUAAUGACAUGGGAUUAAACAGACGCAUAUAACCACUGAGUGC